Microplitis mediator is the source of this 5209-nucleotide messenger RNA. RefSeq lists its product as uncharacterized. Bases 588 to 3020 code for a protein of 810 amino acids. The record is from RefSeq and is a predicted model, not a curated record. Lineage: Eukaryota; Metazoa; Arthropoda; Insecta; Hymenoptera; Braconidae. The transcript is spliced from 7 exons.
GCGCUCACUCAUCGGCGGGAUCUCGAGUGAACAGUAGCUGUGUUAUUUAACUCGGUUUAGUAUAAUACAACAUUACCACAAUCUCAUAUAUAUAUACAUACAUAUAUCUUCCAUUGGUUGUAAAUAAUAUAAAUAUAUAAUAUUAUUUAGCAGACAAUUAUAAAGACAUCAGUAUCCAGGACAUGUGUCACCGUAAAUAAUUAAGAAAAAAAGUAAAUAUAUAUGUGAUAUAUAUAUACAUAUAAGGUAUUAUCGCGCAAAGACCUUACACGUGGAAGUGCUGGCAGUGUAAACAGUGGUAACCUAGAUUGGUGAGUCAAGCGGAUAUUACUGAUACCAGGAUACCGAAGCCGGCAACCAGCGUUUACUCCAGCCUGCUACCAGACUGUUUAAAGAUGGCGUAGACUGCUGGUGUAUAAAUACUUUGUUUGUUUAUUUCAAAUGUUUGUUUGCUUUUGGUAUCACUUGACCAAGUGCUAGUGGGUAAUUUUAUUUAUAUUUAUAUAUUUAUAUUGCGUGCAGGUAUUGAAGACAGUGCGUGGUAGCAUAGACCGGGAGAGAAGAAACACAGAGAAGAAAUAUUUAAAAUGCCACAGUGUGCUGUUGCAACGUGUCGCAAUAGUCAUCGACGAACUCGAGGCCGACGUAUCCGUUACCAUCGAUUCCCGCAGAUACCGGAAGUGCGUGCGAGAUGGGUACGGGCAUGCGGUCGCGCUCCCCUCUCGAAUGGUGACAUACCCUUCAACAUCCAGACGGCGCGCAUCUGUUCAUUACACUUCACCAAUGACUCGUAUGAGAAGGAUAUGGAGCAUCUAGUACUUGGACUUCCGGUGCGCAGUAGACUGCGUCGUGGUGCUGUCCCGACGAUCGGCGUACCCGUUAACGUGCAACCGGUCACCAAGAUGCUGGUCGAAGAAGCCAAGAGGUCGAUCCUCAAGGUCACUAAUAACAAAAUUAUUUCGGAGCGCAGCAAAAUAGUCGGUGGUAACGACGGUUACUACAACCCGGGAAACCGUCAGUCGAAAAAUACAGAGGAGAAGAAUAAAGGACGCGGUGAAGAUGAUAAUUCUGCAGCAGCUGCUGGAAGAAUAUACGACUAUGGGUCUCAAGAUAGAAGAAAUAACUUUGAGCAGAAGAUGGCGGGGAUGGAUGUUCUACUUGCUCUUGGAUUAAAACCUGCGUCUCGUUUGAACAAGAUGCACGCGAUGGAGUGCGCCUCGAGCCCUGGUAACAAAACCGUAAAUGACAAGAAAGACGAUACUACUGGGGAUUCACCAAAGGUACCGCAGAAUCGUCAGAACGGAGCGGCAUUACCGGAGGAAACUACCACUCCAGCAUCAGUAACAACUGGACGGGUUAAAGUUGAAAGACUUGCCAACAGUUUGGUUAAAAAGGAACGUCAGUCAGACGAUGAGGAUUCCAGUCAAGUUAAGAAGAAAUCGAGAACGGUGGCUAGUAAAGAAACACGCAAGAGACGUUCUACUGACGAGACAUCCUUUUCUACAAAUGGUAAUCCCAAAAGAAUAUGCUUUGAGCAGAGAGAAAGGUUCAUUGACUCUCUUGUUGGCUGCGACAGAAUCACCGCCGAGGAAUUGGCCACCAGAGCAGAUGAGUUACGGGCUGAAGUUCAGGCACUGGAUGAGCUUGCGAGAGCCAAAGAAAUGGAGUGGAAUGAAAUUUUAAGCAUGAGGAAACUGAAAGAAGAAGCUUACCUGAGGGUUGAGAGAAAGAGACAAGUGAUGGGUUAUCUAGAGAACAAUAAUGGUCAGAUAUCUGACAGUUUACCACCAGCGAGUCUUUCGUUGAUGCCUGAGUGGGCUGAGUCCCAUCGAGAUGCCAGUCAAGAACGCCGGGCUCAAGAGACACCAAGUGGUACUGAAGUUAUUCAUGACGAGAGAGUAAACUCGAGAUCCCGGAUAGAAGCAUCGCGUGAAGAUUCUCAGACUAUGGAGGAGGAUAUUUCACCAGGUAUUUCUAAAGGUGAUGAUGAGGUGGCGAAUUUGAGUCAAAAGUCCUCGAGGAAUUCUUCCGGAAUGUCUUCCAAACACAAUCAGCAGCAGCUUAUUGAUGGACGUAAGCAGAGACGUUCUGCUGCUGAGCAAAAUUUAGAUAACAGACAAAUUGGCGAAGGCAGACAAGGACCAAUUGUUGAUGUAAGAUCAAUUAUUGCUGACUAUCGAUUACGUCAUCCAGAGACGGUACCUCGUCGCGGCAGAAGAAUGAGAAAUUCCGUCAAUGUAAAUCUCGGUGCUGGUGGUGCGAUGGUCGAAACAAGUCACGGAGAUUCACGACCAUCGAGCACUGACUCUUGUAAAAGUAAUUCGAAUAUCGGUGAUGUCAACAAUCCCAUGAGUUUCAAAGACGUCCUUGUGCAGUUCGCAAAACUUAGUCAACAGCAGGGUGAACCUGUCAAGACACCGCAAAAUUAUCCAGACGUUACCUUGCAUCCCGUCGCUCCGACGUCUGUCACCAUAAACCCAGCAGCGACUACCCAGCAAACUGGAUCGCUACUCCACGGAAUAUUGACUAAAAAUCAAACUCCCCGACCUACAACAUUCUCGCCAACUCUCGCCAGGUUAUUAACGGCACCGGAGAGAGAAAGAAAUUCAGCGGCAACGGCUGCAGUAAUGAGCCAACAAAUAACCCACGGGCAAAAUCUUCUCCAAGCUUAUCAAGGAACCAAUCCCGUGUCUAUCAGUGAUCUUCUUUCUUCUUCCAAGGCGCGGACAGAAAUAACAAUUACUCCAGUAGUCAACACUCAAAUGCCGUCUACGCACUUGAACAACGUCGUUCAUGUGGAUGAUGUUGAAGAGGACAAUUCUCUUAUUGAUGAGAGAGAUACCAGACGAGGUUCAAGUGCCCGUGAUAAUCGGGAGGAUCGUGAUACCCCACCUCGCUGUCAAGGAUGUCACGACCGUGCUGCUCAGUUUGUUUGUGCUGGCUGUGGUAAUCAAUGGUAUUGCAGUCGUGAAUGCCAGGUUUCCGCUUGGGAUGAACAUUCAGAAGUGUGCUCUGGUUAGCAUUAACAGACAUCUUCUCGACAGUGCUCAUAAUAAAUCGAGAAGAAAACCCCGAAUGGGAAAAUAAAUCUAGUCAGGGGAAAGAGAUAAAAAAAUGAUUUUUUUUUUUAAAGACAAUUACGAGCGUCAUGAUGUUGAUAAGAGUAUUAAUUUAAUUUUAUACGGCCUCCAGUUGAUAAAAAAAUAAGAUUUUUAAAUAUAGACACGUUAUUAUUUUUUUAAUUAGCGUCGAACAAACAAUAUUAUUAUUUUUAAUUUGGAUUAAUACUUUUUUUUAAAUAACAGCCUCAAAAUUUCCAGUUGGGAAGACUAUUUAUAAUUAAUUAUUUUAUUAUAUUGUAAAUUAAGUUUUAUUAUUUUUAUUUGUUAAUCUUUAUUAUCAUUAUUAUUAAUUUUUUAAGUGAAUAUAUAUUUUAAAAAAUGAAAUUUAAGUUUGCAAGCAGGUUCUGGCAUUUUUGAGGCUGAUAAAUUCAGCGGUAAGAAGACUUAUAAAAUUUUUAAACUCGAAUUCUUUUAAAUAAUUUAUGAAAAAUCUUGAGUUUAUUAUUUUUUAAUUUAUUUAUUAUUAUUAUUAUUAUUAUUAAAAUAAUAAUAAUAAAAAUAUUUGUUACCAAGUCUAAAUAUAAUUAAAAUAAUAUAUAUAAGAAAGAUAGAAAAAAAAGCACUUGAUUCAAUGGAAUUGUCGAUGAUAAUUAGAUUUUAAUAAAACUUUUGUAAACUUUAGUAUAUUUUUAAAAAUCGAUAAUUCUUAUUGCGUAAGUGUUAAUUAUUAAUGAUAAGAUAAAAUAAUUAUAUGUUAAUUUAAAAAUAAGGUUCAGUAAAAUUAAAUUUUAUAAUCUUAUAAAUUAUCGAGAUUAUGAAAAAAAAAAAAAAUAAAUAAAACAAGGGAAUGAAAAUUUUAAUCUGUAGUCCAAAGUACCUACAGGUAUAACGUAAGCUUAUAUAUAUAUAAAUAAAAUAAUAUAAAUAUAUAUUUUUUCCCCGUUUAAAAAAUGCAAGACCAAAAUAAAGUUUUCACUCCGAUGAUCAGUUUAUGCUGUAAAAUAUAAAUAAAAAAUUUUUAAAUUUAUUAUCAAUGAAAAAAAAAUUAAUAAAUAAAUUUUAAUUCAAACCCGUUCUUUUUAUUUUUAGUUUUACUGUAAGUGAAAUAAAAGUUUCAAUUAUUGACUUCCGUGAGACUUUCUUUUUAAAAAAUUGCGCUCUGUAUUUUUGAUCGAGUUUACGUCUUCUGGUUCAAAUUUUGACUGUAAUAUGAACUACAAGUUGACGUAAAUUUACAGUCGAAACAGGAAUUCAAGGUGCGGGAAAAAAAAACUAGAAGAGCAAAAGUUAAUUUGAAUCUGACAGGAAAUUGGAGAAUUCAAAAAUAAACGUUGACAGAACAUGUCUCAUUGAUUCGCAGUUGAGUUGUGCAAAAAUUUGAAUGAUCAAAAUUUUACUUUCAAAUUGACUACAAAUUGCUGUCAUCUAAUUGCGCCAUCAAAUUUUUGCAGUAAACUUGAAAUCGCGGUUUAAAAUUUUCGUGAAUUCGCGACCAAAAUAGGGAUGAUCCUGAAGUUAGAGAAAUUUUAAAAUUUUUGAAAUUUAUUCAAAACAAUAAACUAUAAAAAAAAAAAUAUUUUGAAAAAUUGCACUUAUUUUUUUAAAUUUUCUACAGGUGCGUUUUUUUGGAUUUUAUUUGUUGAAAAAAAAAAUCCGAAAAUUUUAAAUUGUCUGCUGACUUCAGGAUCAUAAAUAGGGACCAGAAAAAAUUACAAACUGUUUUCAUGUUACCGGCAGUUGGUUUAAAAAAAUACUCAAGUAAACAAAAGUAACAAACGAAAACAAAGAAAAUUAAAGAAACAAAAAAAUAUUUGAAUCAUUUGAAAUAAUUAUUAUUGUACUAAUGAUCAAUAAAAAAUGUCUAAAUUACAAGACAAUUUACCAGACCUCGUUUCUCUUACAGAAGCUGCUGGUCUAAAUAUGUCACCAUCAGUUUUAAGAAUUAUUUGUGAGUUACUGGACCUAGGAGUUGCUCCAGAAGAUAUUUAUAAAAUUUUAAAAGAUUUGUCAGUACCACCACAGACAGAUGAAGCUGGAAGUUCAACCGCGUAAUUCAUAAAUUUAAAAACACGUUUAUAUUAUAAGUAAAUAUUUAUUUUUAUUUAAUACAAUGUACUGAAAUAUAUAAUGUCUUUAUAAUAGUAAAA